CCAUGUUCGCGCACUGCGCCGCCAGUCCAGUCGAGUGGCCAAGAAAGGACCUUAACGGCCCUAAGGAGCUCUAGGCUGCAUGACUCCUACUCUGACCAACCCCCCUAGCCUUCAUACUGCACAACACCAAGCAAUAUCGUUUAAUCGAUGGUGACAUCGACCGCAGGGACACUACCCUUGAAUGUAGAGUAUAGCUGUUUGGUCUGGCGUUGUUGAGCUCGAGAUAUUUAAUAUAUACAUCCCCCCAGUUACAUGUUGCCCAACAGGAUACCACCCGAACAUAGGUGCGCUGCUUCGUGGUGAAAACCGUUUUGUGCUAGGUGACUAACGCGCACCACGAUAUUUGGCACUCCUGCCUGUCAAACGAUCGUAGGGGAUGGAUUUGACGGAACAGAUUGACGAUUCGACAUUCUGCACAAUGAAUGACGAGGCCCCCACCAGAAUUAUGGGCACCUGUAAUAGCUCGCCCGAUAUUAUCAUCGCAAGCGGUGGUCUGAUAAAUAGCAUAACCAGGCGACCUAUGCCAACUCUCGCAUCAGACCAUCUGCCCAUAAUUAUCUCGAUCGAGAAACCUCCCGACUUUAUUUCUAUGGACAACCGCUCCUUCAUUAACUUUAACAAAGCUAACUGGGUCGGCUUCACAGAAUUUACUGAGAGCACCUUCAACGCACUACCCAUUCCUACGGACGUCAUCGUUAGCGAGCGUCAAUUCCGCAAGGUGAUCGUUGCUGCUACUGCUCGCUUCAUACCGGUUGGACGAAUGGCAGAACUCCGCAAUAAUUUCCAAGCCGAAGCAGCUGUAUUAGCAAACGAGCGUGAUACCUUACGCCAUGCUAAUUCCUGUGAUCCCCGAAUAAGGGAUCUCAGUUUGGAGAUUUGGCAAAUGGUAAAUCAACAUAAGCGGACAAAAUGGAUAGAGCACCUGAAGUCCUGCAAUCUCUCCACCGGUGUAAGUAAGCUUUGGACUACUGUCAAGACUUUGUCUAAUUCGAAGAGACAUGACGACCGGGUUGAAUUUCAAUUCGAUGGCCAUGCCUCCUGUGAACGUCGUAAACGCCAUGUUCAUGGCCUAAACAUAAAGCCACCCUGCAAGUGGACGAUCCUCCAAGCGUUGGACUUGUCAAAAGCUUUUGACACAGUCAACCUCAAUGACCUACUUGAGGACAUAGAACAAUCCACGCUCCCUCCAGGGCUGAAGCGGUGUACUAUGAACUACCUGAGCGGUCGGCACUCAUCCGUAUUAUCAGGCAAUGGAAUCGAUGGCAUGUGCUCGAAAGUAAACAGCUAUCUCUCUGACCUUUUUCGCUUCUUCUCUGCAAGGGGUCUGACACUCUCCCCCACUAAAUCCACAGCGACCAUCUUCACAAAUUGGACGAAGGAGUACAGACUGGACCUGAACAUUUUAGUCGAUGCCACAAAAAUUCCGACAGUUAAUAACCUUAAAAUUUUAGGAAAAGACAAACGAAAACGCAACAUACAAGGCGAUCGGCCGGCCGGCCCUAAACUAUGCAUCACCAAUACGGUCGCCUGGAUGUUGUGAAACGCAGACGAAGAAGCUUCAGACUUGUCAGAACACUGCACUCCGGAUUAUCACGGGAUGCCUCUUCGUGUCCCCAAUAGAACACCUGCACAGUGAGGCCCUUAUGCUUCCGGUUAAGGAACAUAACGAGCUGCUCUCCAAGCAGUUUCUGCUGGGGUGUUUUCGUAGAAGAAGCUGGAUCGCUCUCCAGCCUCCACAAGAAUGGUAGGACCAGAGCCUUUCGUCGCGGUUGGUCCGCACACCAUUAAGGAGCUACUCCGUAGUGAGGAAAGAGCAGCCAGGGAGAGACAUUGGCAACAACUCCAAGGCAUCCACCAUGCCAGGUUGUUAAUGAGGGGUAACGACCUCAGAAGGUUUAAAAAUGUAAUCAAUCUUCUAAGGAACAAGUUCCGGCUACUUUCGGUUCUACACUGGCCAUUGCAGGUCCAUGAAGCAUCUUUACAACAUUGGAUUGGCCUCUUGUGCAAACUGCCGGUCCUGCGACAUGGAACCAGAAACCCCAGAACACCUGCAAGUAGACUGCAGAAUUAAGGCCCUUGGAUCCAUGUUUCCUAAUAGGGGUCACAUCACCUCACGAGCACCUAGCAGUAUAUUGCACUCCAUCGAUGUGCUGGGGCUAGGUGAGUCGCUGUGACUUAAGGAAAGGCAUAAUAGACCAUAGGUCGCGGUGCAUAUUUCAAUCUAUUUAUAUAUCUAUGUACCCGCAGAACGUCCAACCACGGCACGAAAAGACUUGAAAAUGUGCACAGUUAUUCUUUUAUUCCUGCAGAAGGUCCUAACGGAAGCCUUUUGUUUUUUUUGCAAAAUCACCGUCGAUUUUGCAAUCUAUAAUACAUAGCCUGAAAAGUCCCGCGUCUAACAAAGAAAACACGUUUUUGUGUUUUGUUAAAAAUUGGCUUUAUUCAUAUUCAAUAUAAUCUCCAUCAAGAGCAACACAAUCACUCCAGCGCCGGUCUAACAUUGUUAUACCACUUUUGUAAAACGAUUUGUCUUUUGCAUGAAAAUAGGCUUUCAAUCUUCAUUAAAGCAAAAUUUCUUACCGGCGAGUUUUUUAUUUUAUAGAAUAAUAGAAGAUUUAAUAAGGAUUUCAAUAGGACGGACAGACUGUCAUCCGGAUUUGAACUCCCCCGUAAUCCUGAUCGUUUGUAUACAUAACUCCAUACCUUUCUCGAUUGGUUUUGGGUGAUACAAAUAACCGUUAGGUGUACAAUACUUAUACUAUGUAGCAACAUGUUGAGAGUAUAAAAAGGAGCGUAGCAGGGCACACCGGGUACAGCUAAUAACAUUUUAUAAUAAUAUUCAAAUAAAACAACUAUAUCAAAGAAUACAACUCAUUAUAAAAUAUCCCGAUUUUAUUAGGCACGUUUUACAUACAAAUAUUUAACA
Bactrocera oleae (olive fruit fly) is the source of this 2926-nucleotide messenger RNA. NCBI's taxonomy places the organism in Eukaryota, Metazoa, Arthropoda, Insecta, Diptera, Tephritidae. The record is from RefSeq and is a predicted model, not a curated record.